This is a messenger RNA of Bufo bufo (common toad), 2061 nucleotides long. It is a transcript of the gene SLC43A3, whose product is annotated as solute carrier family 43 member 3. Bases 362 to 1825 code for a protein of 487 amino acids. The record is from RefSeq and is a predicted model, not a curated record. The transcript is spliced from 13 exons. Gene Ontology annotation, molecular function: transmembrane transporter activity. NCBI's taxonomy places the organism in Eukaryota, Metazoa, Chordata, Amphibia, Anura, Bufonidae. Gene Ontology annotation, biological process: transmembrane transport.
CAGUUCAGCAGGGGAAUAACGUGAAUCUCCAUUGUCUGAAGGCUGUAUUUCUAGCACUGGCAGUAGGACUUUUUGUGCCUCACUCAUUAGUAUCCAGAGCCCAGAUGUGACUGUAACCUCUGCACUCCCUAUUUUUACACCUCUGCAGUUCAGGAUCAGUGUAUUUUCAUUUGUACUGGUGGUGGUGUAGGUGUUCUUCCCUUUUUUUCCCCUUUACUCUUCUUUUUUAUGUUUUUACAUAUUGGACUGCUUAUAAGACAUAAUAGAAUUAUGAGCCCCUGUUACACAGGGGAAUACAACCUGAUGUAGCUUAUCUGGUUCUGCUAAGACCCAUAGGCUGUAGCAACUAUUCCUUGAGCACAUGGCAGAGAUGCGUUUCCAGUAUGUGCUGACUCUAAUCACAGGACUCAUAGAAUGCAUUUGCUUUGCGGGGAUCACCUUUGGGUGGGCCUCCCUUGUGUUUGUGCUAAAGAAGGAGAAUUACUUUAAUGACCUGUGUCCAGACACAAAAAACCAGUCUACCAAUGCUACAGGUGGGUGCCCGCCUCAGGAUGAGCAUUUUUCGCUAAUAUUUACAGUGGCAGCUUUCAUGAACAGUGCCAUGACCUUUCCCGGUGGUUAUAUUUUUGAUCGCUUCGGAACGGCAGUGACAAGGUUUAUUGCUAUUUGUCUAUAUACAACAGCAACCCUCCUUAUUGCACUCUCUACAGCAGAUACGGCUGUACUCAUAUUUCCUGCUCUUUCUUUGCUGGCAAUUGGUGGAAUAUUCUUAAUUCUGACUAAUAUGCAGGUGGGAAAUUUGUUUGGUCCUCAACGUUCUACCAUAAUAACGCUAUACAAUGGAGCUUUUGACUCUUCUUCUGUUAUUUUUCUAGUUGUGAAGGUCCUCUAUCAAAAUGGAAUUUCACUCCAGGAUUUGUUUCUCUUCAUAUCAAGCUGCAGUAUUUGCCACGUUUUAAGGACAAUUUUCUUGAUGCCGAAGACUCAUAUCCCUUUCCCUGUACCAGAAGGCUACAGAUAUGGUUUGGGCUGUGAAGAGGUCAGUCAGAAAAUAUCCAUGUCAUCAAACCAUUCAUCUAGACCAAAUGAUGGAGAAAAAGGGCAGAGAACAACAAACACCUCCAUAAAGCGUGUCGAAAAACACGACAUUGAGGUUUCAUUUCGGAGUUGUGUCCUCUCAUCACUUUUUUGGUGGCACCUGAUUUGGCUUUCUCUUAUGCAACUUAGACACUAUUUAUUCAUUGCAACUCUGAACCCUACUAUCACCCACUUAAGUGGAGGAGACCCCCACCUAGUGAGUAAAUAUACAAAUGUUUUUGCUAUAUCCCAGUUUUUUGGGGUUUUGUGUGCUCCUUGGAAUGGACUCAUUAUGGACAGGCACAAAAAGAAACACAAAGUUACAGAGCCGCUUGAUGACCUCCGCUCUUCAGUCCUGUCUUUGUUACUGACCACAAUUCAGUGCAUCCUCUUUUCACUCUGCGCCUCAAUUUCCGAGCUUCCUGCGUUGUAUCCAACUUUCAUCCUCCAAGUACUUAAUCGGUCCUUCUUGUAUGGAGGAAAUGCUGCCUUUCUGUCUAUAGCGUUCCCACCUGCACACUUUGGAAAGCUGUAUGGACUGUUAAUGACUCUUUCUGCAGUGGUAUCUCUCCUACAAUAUCCAGCAAUUUAUAUUAUUCGGACGUACCUGCACGGAGACCCUUUCUAUGUUAAUAUUUCUCUAUUGAUCCUGAUGCUUUUAACCGUUGGACACCCAAUUAAUGUUUUUCGGGUUUGGAGACAAAAGAAACAUUUGAGACACAAGGCAGAAGAACAGUCAUGGCUUUAAUCAGUUUUAGAGAAUCUAUCACCUUUUUGGUUUUUACUUAUAUUGCAAGAAAACAGAAAUCUUUGAAAGUAUAAAUUGAAAUAUCUUAAGGACAAAGUGGGAACCCCAGUGCCCAAAUGCUGCAAUAGUAUACCAAGAACAUGGUUAUACAGUAAAUUUAAAAGGCAUUAUGAAGAGGUCUCAAAAACUCAUCUCUAGCACAUACAGGGGUGCUGCAAGCUCCAAGUCACCCCCCC